GGACAAAAUUAAAGCCCAAGUUCCCCGCUUACAUUUUGUCCUCGCAUUUACCUCUCUAAAAUUUUAGUGGCACCUGAAUCACCGGUGACCUCCAAAGUCCACCCAAAACCCGAAACUCUUGCCCGGUAAUUUUACCGCGCCAUUUUGAUCGGCACUUCCCGGUUUCCGGUAUGGGAGUGCCGAGCGACGACGUCGUUGUGAUCCAGACAGGUAACCGGCCUGGCGAGCCCUGCGUCAUCACCGUUAAUUGCCCGGACAAGACCGGCCUCGGCUGCGAUAUUUGCAGAAUAAUCCUCGAUUUUGGCCUUUGCAUUAAAAAAGCAGAUUUUUCAACUGAUGGGAUAUGGUGCUACGUAGUGUUAUGGGUAUUUCCUCAUUCAAGCUCACCAGUUGUGAGAUUGUCAAAUUUGAAGAACCAGCUCCAAUCUGUAUGCCCAUCAUGCACAGUGUCGUAUUACUUCUUCCAGCAGACCACACGACCGUCAUCCUCAGCAGUUUAUCUAUUGACGUUUGUUUGCCUUGACCGCAAGGGGUUGUUGCAUGAUGUUACAAAAAUUCUCUCUGAGCUUGAGCUUUCAAUUCAAAGUGUGAAAGUGACCACAACCCCAGAUGACAGGGUCUUGGACCUCUUCUUUAUAACAGAUAACAUGGACCUUCUACACACGAAAGAACGCCAAGAUGAGACAUUAAAACAAUUGCAUGAUCUAUUGGGUGAGUCAUGUAUCAGCUGCGAACUUCGGCUGGCAGAUCCUGUGUAUGAAUCCCACCGUGGCAUUCCUUCCCUUUCUCCUGUAGUAGCUGAUGAGCUAUUUACGUGUGAGUUAUUGGAUAAAGAAACCCUUUCUCAAGCUCUUAGUCCAGAUAUGACAAAAUUGAAGGAAAGCAAUGUGACAAUGGACAAUUCAUUGAGCCCAGCUCAUACAUUACUUCAAAUCCACUGUGCUGAUCACAAGGGUCUCUUGUAUGACAUUAUGAGAACUUUGAAAGACUGCAAUAUCAAGAUAUCUUACGGUAGAUUUUCUCCAAAUAUAAAAGGCUAUCGUGAUUUAGACCUUUUCAUCCAGCACAAGGAUGGGAAAAAGUUUGUGGAUCCUGAUAAGCAGAAUGCACUGUGUUUGCAUUUGAAGGUGGAGAUGCUUCACCCCUUACGCGUUAUCAUUGCAAACCGAGGGCCAGAUACUGAACUGUUGGUUGCUAAUCCAGUGGAGCUAUCUGGAAAGGGACGACCACGAGUUUUCUACGAUGUUACAUUGGCUUUAAAAACACUCGGGAUUUGCAUUUUCUCGGCUGAAAUUGGAAGGGUCUCAGCAUCAGAUCGUGAAUGGGAGGUUUAUAGGUUUUUGUUGGAAGAGAACCACAAAUUUCAAUUAUCAAAUAUGGUAGCUAAGAAUCAGAUUGUAGAUAGAGUUAGAAGAACAUUGAUGGGCUGGUGAAGUAGAUAUAUUUAUCAUCUAUCUACCAAGAAUCUGAGUCUUACUGUAUUUAUGAGCUUUCCUCUUUCCCCUAGUGCAUUUUGGGCAUAAAAAGAUGUAUGACCUAUAUAUAUAUAUGAUGUGUUGAAUCACUAUUGUGAA
Messenger RNA from Prunus avium (sweet cherry), 1574 nucleotides. RefSeq names its product ACT domain-containing protein ACR9. The record is from RefSeq and is a predicted model, not a curated record. NCBI's taxonomy places the organism in Eukaryota, Viridiplantae, Streptophyta, Magnoliopsida, Rosales, Rosaceae.